This is a messenger RNA of Gadus chalcogrammus (walleye pollock), 951 nucleotides long. RefSeq names its product olfactory receptor 6C4-like. Gene Ontology annotation, molecular function: olfactory receptor activity; G protein-coupled receptor activity. The transcript has a single exon. Lineage: Eukaryota; Metazoa; Chordata; Actinopteri; Gadiformes; Gadidae. The record is from RefSeq and is a predicted model, not a curated record. Gene Ontology annotation, cellular component: membrane. Gene Ontology annotation, biological process: G protein-coupled receptor signaling pathway. Bases 3 to 947 code for a protein of 314 amino acids.
CCAUGGACUUUAACAGGACCAUUGUGAGGCCAGCAUACUUCAUUAUCAUGGGCUUUUCAGGCACCCCUUAUAUUAACUACUACUAUUUAUUUUUACUGGUGCUGUACAUCAUGUCAGUGGUGGAAAACGGGGUAGUGGUGGCCUUGAUCUGCUUAGACCAGAGUCUCAAGACUCCAAAGUACAUUGCUGUGUUUAACUUGGCGUUUGUAGACGUGCUCGGAAACUCUGCCCUGGUGCCCAAGGUUAUCGACACUUUCUGGUUCAACAACAAGUACAUCUCGUACAGCAACUGCUUAACCUAUGAGUUUUUUAAUUUCUUGACCCUCACCAUGCAGUCUCUUAAUCUGGUUGUACUCUCUUUCGACAGGUUAGUGGCGAUCACCUUUCCAUUGCGUUAUCAGAUCAUUGUGAGUCUGAAGAACAUGUUCUCACUGGUGGCCUCUCUCUGGAUUUUUUCAAUUCUUGGGAACCUGAUGGCUGUAGGGCUCCUAACACGGCUGUCCUACUGCAGGUCUGUUGUUAUCAACAGCUAUUUCUGUGACCAUGGGCCACUUUAUAAACUAGCCUGCAAUGACAAUCAGCCUAAUGUUAUAUUUGCCGGAUUGUUAACAACUGUUAUUCUUUGGGUUCCAUUGCUGUUUAUCUUGAUCACUUACAUGUGCAUUGGCGCAGCUUUGGCCAAAAUAGCCAAAGCCAAGGAUAGAAUGAAGGCUUUUAAAACAUGCAGUGCUCAUAUAAUGUUGGUGACUAUUUAUUACUUACCUUUUUUAGUCACCUUCUCUUUGGCCACUAAAAUGCCUCGCAAUACACGGAUCAUUAACAUGUCUCUUGCUGCUGUCCUACCUCCAGCGUUGAACCCACUCAUUUAUGUUUUACAGACUCAGGAAAUCAAACUGUCCCUGAAAAAGGUUUUCAAAAGAAUUAGGCAAUCAAUAAUUGCUGUGUAAUAGA